Penicillium angulare is the source of this 4464-nucleotide messenger RNA. RefSeq lists its product as uncharacterized. Gene Ontology annotation, biological process: carbohydrate metabolic process. The coding region runs from base 1 to 4464 and encodes 1487 amino acids. Gene Ontology annotation, molecular function: hydrolase activity, hydrolyzing O-glycosyl compounds; chitin binding. The transcript has 7 exons. The record is from RefSeq and is a predicted model, not a curated record. NCBI's taxonomy places the organism in Eukaryota, Fungi, Ascomycota, Eurotiomycetes, Eurotiales, Aspergillaceae.
AUGCAACCAUUCUAUUCACUAUUGGCUGUGCUAGCCAGUCUCAUCUGGCUGGCUAGUGCGUUGCCAUCGGAGUUAGACGACUACUUUGGUUUACAUCCUAUCUCGACUGUCACUCGUGCUGCAACGGUCAACACCAGCCCAACUGCGACUGUCAAGGGCGUCUUUCAAUCAAACCCCGCUCUUCUGCGGGCUGCGAUAAGCCGAUGUCCCGCAAGCUGCAGUGAAAGUGGAAGCAAUCCUAGCAAUUGGACUGUUUAUCACAGCGUUGAUCGUCUGUCAUGGUGCAAUGAGACUAUGCUGCUCGACUUUGUACUUUUCAAUUCAUUGUCCAGUGGAAAAACGCAGAAAAGCAUUCGAGCUUGUACUGUCGACGGUGAUGAUACAACACUCUCUGCUCGUAGCGUGUCGUGUGAGACACAGAAUGCUGCAACCGAUAGCGUCACGGAUAGUUUGAAGAUUUCUCAAACAGAGUCAACUGUGUCUUCGAGUGAGCUUUCCAAUAUUAUUGCUGUCACAGAAGAGAUCGAGAACUAUAUCCAGCAACAGGACUCUUGCAAUAAUACUGCUUCCUUUGCCAUAUCUGGCAAGGUAGCCGUUGGCAUUUUUGUUGGCUCUCAGAUCCAACAACAAGGCCUGGUCGACUCCAUUGUCAAGGAAUUUGUUGCUACUUUGAAAGAGAGCAGCACACCUGAGAAAUUUCUCGUGCAGCUCUGCGACGAUGAUCGCAGUAGUCAAUAUGGAAUUGGGAUAAUCGCUGACGCAACCGGUGAUCUGUCUGCAGCUCAGGAUGCUGUCCAAAAAUGGGCUAAUGGUAGCUGUGUCACUACUUUGGCGGAGACUUCAAGUGGCAAAGAUAUCACUUUCUCAAUGGCGGUACCGCCUCAGGCUCCUACCUCCACACCAAAACCCUCUGCAAGUCACGUUGCUCGCGCUCUGCACCCGCGAUCAACAUGUUCCACUACUCAGGUUAUGUAUCAAGGAGACCUCUGCCCCGACUUGGCAGCGACCUGCGGUAUCACUCUUGCCGAGCUUGAAGAGUACAAUCCGGGUUCCACAUUUUGCAACGAUUUGGUUCAAGGCCAACACGUCUGCUGUUCCUCGGGUACUCUGCCUGAUUAUACCCCUUCGACAUACUCCAAUGGUACUUGUUACACCUAUACUGUUGUUCAAGAUGAUACUUGCAGCGGUCUCUCAGCUGAGUAUGACAUUACUGCCACCGACAUCGAAAAAUGGAAUACAGAUACUUGGGGUUGGUUUGGCUGCAGCGAUCUUCAAAUUGGGAGCUACAUCUGUCUUAGCAAUGGAUCGUCCCCGAUGCCUGCACCAGUUGCCAACGCGAUAUGUGGUCCUCAGGUUGCCGGCACGGUAGCCCCUCCUGCUGGCACAAACUUAUCCACUUUGAAUGAAUGCCCGUUGAACGCCUGCUGUGAUGUUUGGGGACAAUGUGGUACCACAACUGAGUUUUGCACAAUCACUGAGUCUGUUACUGGGGCACCCGGGACCGCGGAGAAUAACACAAAUGGUUGUAUCUCAAACUGCGGAACGUCAAUUGUCAUGUCUGAUGCUCCUUCGCAAUUCAGGAAAAUCGCAUACUUCGAAGGAUAUGAUCAGACACGUCCUUGUUUGAGCAGCUCAGUAGAGAGUAUUGCUACCCAAGACUAUACACAUGUUCAUCUUGGCUUUGCUACUAUUACCUCUGAUUUCCAAGUCAAUGUUUCCGAUAUCACCGCGCAAUUCAACACGUUCAUCACUCUGAGUACGAGCUGGAAGAAGAUUCUUUCUUUUGGUGGAUGGGACUUCUCUACCAAUGCGGCUACGUACGACAUAUUCCGUCAAGCCGUGACUGAGGAAAAUCGUGCGACCUUUGCCUCCAACGUUGUCGCUUUUGUAGAAGAAUAUGGCCUCGAUGGUGUUGACUUCGAUUGGGAAUACCCCGGUGAGCCCGAUAUUCUGGGCAUCCCGGCAGGCAGUGAGGAUGAUGGAGUUAACUAUUUCUUGUUCUUGGAUGAGUUGCGCGUUAAGUUCUUGGCGUCCUCUGUACCUGGAAGCUCUAUCUCAAUAGCUGCACCAGCCUCGUUCUGGUACUUGCAGGGUUUUCCAAUCGAAGCUAUUGGUCUAAUUGUUGACUACAUCAUCUUUAUGACAUACGAUCUUCAUGGACAAUGGGACUACGACAAUGCCAAUUCACAGGAUGGCUGUCCGCUCGGAAACUGUUUACGAUCUGGUGUGAAUUUGACAGAGACUAUCAACGCAUUGUCGAUGAUCACGAAAGCCGGCGUAGCUUCCAACAUCAUAAAUGUUGGCGUUACUAGCUAUGGACGAUCAUUCCAAAUGACCACGGCUGGGUGCGAUGGCCCAAUGUGCACAUUUACCGGACCGGAAUCUGGGGCAUGGCGAGGUUCAUGUACAGAUACCGCUGGAUACCUCGGCAAUGCAGAGAUCUACUACGCGAACUCUAGCAUGUCUGAUGCGAGCUACUCCUUUGAUGAUGAUAGUUAUUCUGACACAUUAGUCUUCGGAGAUACCCAAUGGGUCGCCUGGAUGGGUGAUGGUAAUAAGGAAAUUCGAACAUUGCUAUAUGAAGGUCUCAACUUCGGCGGCACGACAGAUUGGGCUGUGGAUCUUCAGGGAGAUGCGAGUACACUCGAGUCACAGUGCAAGUCUUUGAAGGCAGCUAAUGACACCUCAUUCCCUACGUGUACUUCCAAGACCUCCACUACGGGUUGUAUCGCUGGCACUGGCAGUGGUGACUAUGAGGACUUGUGUGAAUUCGCCUGCAAGUACAACUUUUGCCCAAGUCCUAUGUGUACAUGCACUGAGACAGGUACUGCUGCUGCUGCUUUGAUUAACUCUACUGCGAGCUAUUGUCCGGUCGACUCUUUGGAUUCUAGUUAUACCGGACUUUGUUCUUUCAGUUGUGCGUAUGGUUACUGCCCAAGUACUUUGUGUGAAAAGGUGACGGUUGAAAAUUUCUACUCUUGCGACAAUACACUCAUAUUGACGAGCCUUUCAACCAAUUUCACAAGUGAUGCAAGCUGUGCAGAUGUUGGAGCUCGUAUGUAUCUCACUAUUCGCUUUAGCUUGUUAUGGGGGGAAUUAUCGCUGACUUCCUACCUUCUUCUAGCUGGAAUCAUCGCGUCUUCGAUUUGGGAUGAUAUAGACGCCACAGCUUCCCUAACUUCAUAUCUUGAUAGUUAUGACGGUGACGACUUUGUCUUCGACAUGAUUAACCCUCUAGGUAUAGGACAAAGUAAUUCUGACUGCGGGAGGAUUGAUACUGGAUCAUGCACGGCACCAGAUUGCACAACCACCGAAGCUGGUACAGGUUGGGAAUACUGCACUGCUCUAUCCAUUUCUAACCUCAACAAUGUCAUGAGAGCCCUCUACACGGCAACGGGCGAUAUGCCGUCAAACUUCAGCAAUUUGGCAGAAGACAUGUACACAGCCUUCACUUGGCCGCCAGCUCCCAGCAUGGAUCUCUUCUGGGAAGAGUUCAUGACAGCCCUCAGUACAAUGCUUGUCGUUGUCACUACACUUACUGGGGAUGUUCCGAUUGCCGCGAUGGGCGCUUUUCUUGGUGGUGUGGUCACCGAAGGCCUGAACGCGAUAUUGGCAACUGAUUCACAGGCAGCAGAGAAUCUGAGUCUCCUGGCUGAUGAUUGGGCGGACGCUCUUCAAGGUCAGUGGACGGACGCCUGGGCCAAGUAUAUCGAUGGCGGUAGCACAGAUAUGAUCACUCUAUUUUCCAAUGGAGCUCUUUUGGAUAAGCGGAAUAUCCCUAUCAUUAGCCCGAAGAGCGAUAACCAAAUUACCUUGAAUACUGUCCAGCAGCAUAUUCAACAGAUCUUCGAGGCCACGAUUGUGAAUAAGUUGUGGAACGCGGAUGAUGUCUUCCUAUACUGUUAUCCGAUGGAUGAAGAUACUUUCAAUGGGUACGCAGACAAGUGGACUGCGGAGCUCCAGGGAUGGGUCGAUUAUGAUGAUGGAUAUGGGUGUUACUUGCAGGGAAUAAGCGACUAUAACGUCAUCUAUACCUACGGCGAUCCUCCAGGCUACAAGGAUCUGGGCACCGGGACCUACGAUUUUACCAUCGAUGAUAUUAUCACGGGCAGCUACAAUAGCUUUGUUGCUGGAGGUUUCAACUACACUCCAUCCGUGUCUACAAAUAUUGAUACAACGUUAAAGUGGUCUUCGGCGGACCUACUGGACGGGAAGAUCUAUACUCAGGCCGGAGUGUUCAACCUGUUGAUUUGCGACCCAUCGGAUGAAUGGACUAUCUCCAAGUUCUACGAUAAUAUUGGAUAUGUAGGAUAUGGGUACACUGCGAGCGUCUGCGGUUGUCAGGAUUAUGCUGAUAAAAAUGGCAAGAAGUUCUCGGAUUAUCUUGGUAUUGGUACUGGGUGUUCUUGCGGUGGUGGUGCUGGGUGCUGUGUUGAGACUGGCAGCGUCAGUAUAUGCCCGUAG